Psammomys obesus (fat sand rat) is the source of this 1388-nucleotide messenger RNA. RefSeq names its product pyrin and HIN domain-containing protein 1-like. The coding region runs from base 78 to 1388 and encodes 436 amino acids. Gene Ontology annotation, biological process: cellular response to interferon-beta; activation of innate immune response. Lineage: Eukaryota; Metazoa; Chordata; Mammalia; Rodentia; Muridae. The record is from RefSeq and is a predicted model, not a curated record. The transcript is spliced from 7 exons. Gene Ontology annotation, molecular function: double-stranded DNA binding.
GUCUUACCCUGUAGACGAUCUCAGAAUCUUUACACCUCUGGAGAAACUUUCACUAACGUUCACCGAUAAUUUGAGAGAUGGUGAAUGAAUACAAGAAAAUUGUUCUUCUGAUAGGAUUAAGUCGUAUUAGAGAUCAUGAUUUUAGAAUGGUUAAGUCCUUGUUGAGCAAGGAACUGAAGCUAAAUAAAAAUAUGCAAGAUGACUAUGACAGAGUUAACAUUGCUGACUUGAUGGAGGACAAGUUUCCAGAAGAUGCUGGACUGGACCAACUGAUAGAACUGUAUAAAGAGAUGCCAGGACUUGGAGACCUUGCCAGUGAACUCAAAAAAGAGAAGGCAAAAGCUAAUAGGAAACAGGCUGUGAAAAGCAAAACUGAAGUAAAAAGACGCCGUCAAGGUGAACCUAGUACUUCCCAAGCUAUGUCCACUACAAAUGAAGAGUUGGAAGCAGAAUCAGGCAGGAGUACUAACAACUCACAGACUCCUCGGUCAUCUCUACCAACUGUUUCAAGAAGGGACCAAGUCACUCAGAUGUCUCCAAUAAAAGCAUCCAGCAGCGGUCCAACCUGUAGCAGGGCCCCAGCAACAUCACGCCACAGGGUCCAGAAACCACAAGUGUCUUCAGCAGCAUCAAUCGUCAGGUUCCUAAGCCCUCGAGAGUCUCCAGCAAGAGCAUCCAGCAGUGCCCAGGCUCCUGGAGUAUCUGCAGCAAUACCAGCCAAGAAACAAAGACUGAAGACUGUACCUAGAGAACCUUCUGAGGUAGAUGGUCACCAACAAGGUCCCAAACAUGUGAUGGUGUUAAAAGCAACAAAACCAUUUAAAUAUGGCACGAGAGAAGAAUGGAUGUUCCAUGCCACAGUGGCUACAGAGACUGAAUUUUUUAGAGUGAAGGUGUUUGAUAUUGUUCUGAAGGAUAAUUUCAUCCCAAGCAAGAUCAUUACUAUCUCAGACUAUGUUGGUCAAAACGGGUUCAUAAUUAUACACAAGGCAUCCAGUGUGUCGAAGGUAAAUGAUAGUCAAUCAAUGCAUAUCCCACCUUCACUGAGGCAAAGGGCCAAUGCAACACCUAAAAUUGAGUAUCUUUGCUCAAAAAGAAGAGGAAUAUUUGUGUUUGGAGUGUUUAAGGUAACUAAGAAAGAUGAAAUGGAGAACCGCAUUUGCUACGAAAUAGAAGAUAAUACAGGGGUGAUGGAGGUGAUGGUCUAUGGACGACUGACUAGUGUUGAUUGUAAUCCAGGAAAUAAGCUUAGACUCAUGUGCUUUGAACUGAUCUCAGAUGAAGAUAAAGUACAGCUGAGGUCAACAAGAUACAGUGACAUGCAGGUCAUCAAAGCUAAGAACGGUGAAACGACCACUCAGCCCUUCUUCAGUUAUGAAACUGCAUGA